Carya illinoinensis is the source of this 1128-nucleotide messenger RNA. RefSeq lists its product as uncharacterized. The record is from RefSeq and is a predicted model, not a curated record. Bases 1 to 1128 code for a protein of 375 amino acids. Lineage: Eukaryota; Viridiplantae; Streptophyta; Magnoliopsida; Fagales; Juglandaceae. The transcript has 4 exons.
AUGGAAAGAGAAAGUAGUUCAAAUAAUGAGCCCCAGGUGGAGGCCAAUUUAACGAUUGAAGGUGCAUCGAGUAGUGACUUCAAUCAAACGUGGGACGAAUACCAAGAAUGGAGGAGGCAAGAUAAUACAUAUUUGGAUCACAUGGCCAUUCUAUUGGCUGCCGUAGAAGAGGAGGAAUCUAUAGGGCAAGUGGUUGAGCGAAUGCCGCAGCAUAACAUUGGCUUAUGCGGACGAGAGUAUAUAGUCGCAAUCCUUAAUGGACAUCCCAAGAAUUGUAGAAAUAUGUUCCGGAUGGAAGUUUAUGCAUUUCAAGCGUUAUGCAAUACAUUACGCACGGAUUCCAUUCUGGAAUCGACAAGAGAGGUUUCCGUAGAGGAAGCUUUUGCAAUGUUUGCAUUUACCGUCGGACAUGGGACAGUUCAGAGAGUCAUAGGUGACCGGUUUCAACAUUCAAGUGAAACCGUUAAUCAACAUGUCAGCGCAGUGAUGCGAGCACUAUGUCGCCUUACACCCCAGGUGAUUGCACCUACACAUGCUGCUGGGGUGGCGCCUUAUAUUGAAGGCAAUCUCAGACAUUAUCCAUGGUUUGAGAAAUGUUAUGGAGCAAUUGACGGGACUUAUAUCGACGCAUGGGCACCCGCCGAAGCAACUAAUGCUUAUAUAUCUCGGCAUCACCGAGUUAGCCAAAAUGUGCUGGCGGCCUGUAAUUUUGAUAUGAGAUUCACGUUCAUAUAUGCUGGGUGGGAGGGCAGUGCCCAUGAUGCGCGCAUAUUUAUGGAUGCAUUGACUCGUCCAGGGAUCAAUUUUCCAUGGCCUCCUGAGGGUUAUUAUUACUUAGUAGAUUCUGCCUAUCCAUGUACUCAGGGAUUUUUGCCCCCAUAUCCUAGGGUGCGAUAUCACAGGUCUGAACGUCACGACAACCGUUCAUUUCAUGGAUAUCAGGAUUAUUUCAAUUACCGGCAUUCUUCCCUCCGGAAUGUUAUUGAGCGGAGUUUCGGCCAGACAAAUGUAGAUAACCCGAAUCAUAUAUUGCAUACUUCUGACAUGUCAUCUGGGGAGGCACAAGUCAUGGCUGCAACCGGGGAAUCUAUCCCACAACUUAUGUGGGCACAUAGGAGUGCAAAUUGA